UCUCUCUCUCUCUCUCAUUCAAAGGGUCUUCCUCCCCCUCUCUCUCACUCUCCCUUCGUUUCUCACCCUCUCGUCUCGUCCCUCCACCUUUCUCCUCUUUUGUCUGUUUUCAUCUGCUGUCUCUUCAUCUGUACGGGUGUAGCCACCUCUUUUCCUCUUCUCCUCCGCCUCUUUCACAUUCUCUCUCUCUCUCGCUCUCUCUCUCUUUCUCUCCUCUGUCUCAUCCCUCCCUCCUUCUCACCCUCCCUCUGAGGUUCAGUUAGUCAGCUGCUCUGUCCUCUGCUUGCUGGAAGCCAUGUCAACAGUGCUGGAUGUGGAUCAGCUCACGAGCUGUGGGAAUGCAGUGGAGCAUGACAUUGAGACCCCCCACGGUGUGCUCCAUGUGACCAUGAGGGGCGUCCCCAAGGGCAAUCGGCCGGUCAUCCUGACCUACCAUGACAUCGGCCUCAACCAUAAGUCGUGCUUCAACACGCUGUUUAACUAUGAGGACAUGCAGGAGAUCACGCAUCACUUUGCUGUGGUGCAUGUGGACGCCCCGGGACAGCAGGAGGCCGCGCCGCCCUUCCCCACUGGGUACCAGUACCCCGGCAUGGAUGAGCUGGCCGAGAUGCUACCGUCUGUAUUGACUCAGCUGAGGAUUAGCAGUGUAAUUGGUAUCGGUGUUGGGGCCGGAGCAUACAUCCUAAGCCGAUUCGCUCUUAACCAUCCUUCCCUGGUCGAGGGCCUGGUACUCAUCAAUGUGGACUCCUGUGCCGAGGGUUGGAUUGACUGGGCCGCCUCCAAGCUUUCCGGCUGGACUAGCAGCGUUGUGGACAAUGUGAUGGCUCACCACUUCAGCACUGAUGAGCUGACGGACAACAUGGAGCUCAUUCAGACCUACCGGCUCCACAUCGCCCAGGACAUCAACCAGGACAAUCUUGGCCUCUUCUGCGCCUCCUACAGCAGCCGCCGUGACCUGGGUGUUGAGAGGCCAACUGUGGGCCUCAACGAGGACACUGUGAACACGCUGACGUGUCCCUCUUUGCUGGUGGUCGGUGAUACAUCUCCUGCCGUUGAUGCAGUGGUUGAGUGUAACUCGAGGUUAAACCCAAUAAAGACCACCCUCCUGAAGAUGGCUGACUGUGGUGGUUUGCCCCAGGUUGUGCAGCCUGGUAAACUGGCAGAGGCCUUCAAAUAUUUUGUCCAGGGAAUGGGCUACAUGGUCCAUAGCCCCAGCUUCCCCUCUCUACUGCUCAGCCACCUCAGCACCGAAUCAGUGCCAUCUGCUGGGAUGACUCGUCUGGGCCGCUCCCGCACCACCUCCUCCUCCAGCAUCGCUUCCAUGGACAGCAGCCGCGUGCGCAGCCUCAACAGUCCCCUGGACGGGCCCGGCACCGGGGGCCUGGACAACCAGAGCAGGCCCCAGACCAUGGAGGUCUCCUGCUAGGCCUCCCGCCCUCCCCCCUCCCCUCGGCAGGCAGAGCACUGCCCUGAGUGGGCCGCCUCAUCCCCACCUUUUCAAUCGGUUGUGUGUCCCCACUUUCCCUGGUCCCCAUGACAAGGGGCAAUGUAAUGUGAUGAAACCUGAUAAUAUAUUCCGUAAAUGCGUACAGAUAUGACUAUAUACACACAUCAGCUCUCUGCACACAAAUUCAGGGGGACUGAUAGAAGAACAAUUUAAAAACAUAUAUAUAUAGAGAGAGUAUAUAUACAAAAAUAUAUGCACACUCACACAUACAUACACACACUCUCACAUAAUCACACAUACAUAAAUACACACACAAACACACAAAGGGUCUUAAGUUAUGUGCUUUUUCCACCAAAUAAUUCCAUGUCUGAUUAUCCAUUACAGUCUGCAUGUCUUAUGUAUCUGUCAGUCAUCAUUUAUGGCUGUGUUUUUAAAAAUGUGUUUUUAAAUGCUCCUUUUUUUAUUUACAUCUGUGUUGUCCAACCUUUUAAGACUUGAUGUUCCUUUUUUUGAUGUUGGUUUGCCCUCAGAUUUCGUUAAUUGUGAUUAUCCUUUCAGUGGUCACCUCUGUAUUUCAAGGAAAAGCACUCAAUGAAAUAGGGCCAGGCAAUGCACAUAUUAUGUAGAGAAAAUGUUUUUAAACGAGCAUUUUACAUUGUUGACACACAAUUUAUUUCUGUGGCAAAGUAAAUCUAACAAGCUUCAUUUUGACAAGUACCUGUCUUCUGUUUCGUAGCAACACAUAAGCAUACUGUAGCCAUAGUUACCAAUGUGCUGCAUUUCCUGUUCUGCACUGUAAAAUUACUGCUCUGAUUAUUUCACUGAGAAACUAAGAAUGUUCGUAAGCUGCUGUAUUGUAAGUGUAACACUACUUUAGAUCGUAGUGGUACCUUCCACAUGGCCCAACAGAGGCUUGUCAAAGCUCAUUCUGAUUGUGAUACUACAACCUGCACAGGAGCACAUCUCAACACGCUACUGUAUGUGGAAUGUAACAUUUCUUUUCAUCGAGGAUUAAAAAACACAUCUUGACAGUAACAAAUUGGUAGCAGAACCCCAUAAUAUCCAAGAAAACAUGGGCUAACAUCAUCAUCGUCCAGUUACAUUCUGCACGUCACAUCACUGGCUACUUCCUUUGCCAUAACCAACAUCAUUUGUUUUGUCUGUUUCAGAUUGUACUGAUUUUAUUUAGCAAUCAAAUCCAGUCAUGUCUCUGAAGUGGAUAUAUAUGAGGAAAAGUCAUCUAGAUGAGCCUGUAGCAAAUGUGUUUGAUCAGUGAUGCUUCUCGCUGUGUGCUGAUUGGACCCAUUUAUACUGAACUUACUACUGAAUAAAAGCUAGGCCAUGUAUGUGU
Alosa sapidissima (American shad) is the source of this 2798-nucleotide messenger RNA. It is a transcript of the gene ndrg3a, whose product is annotated as ndrg family member 3a. The record is from RefSeq and is a predicted model, not a curated record. Gene Ontology annotation, cellular component: cytoplasm. The coding region runs from base 296 to 1426 and encodes 376 amino acids. Gene Ontology annotation, biological process: signal transduction. The transcript has 16 exons. NCBI's taxonomy places the organism in Eukaryota, Metazoa, Chordata, Actinopteri, Clupeiformes, Clupeidae.